Spinacia oleracea (spinach) is the source of this 873-nucleotide messenger RNA. RefSeq lists its product as uncharacterized. The transcript has 2 exons. The coding region runs from base 1 to 873 and encodes 290 amino acids. The record is from RefSeq and is a predicted model, not a curated record. NCBI's taxonomy places the organism in Eukaryota, Viridiplantae, Streptophyta, Magnoliopsida, Caryophyllales, Amaranthaceae.
AUGAGGGCACCAAAAGAGCCUAAGAUCAAGCCGCCUAACAUCGAUGCCUAUGAUGGAACUACAAAUCCAGAUAUGCACCUUCUAGCUUAUAUGCAUCACAUGGGUAGUGCUAAGUGGUUCGAGAGGCUCCCUGCUGGAACCAUUAGCUCUUUCUCCGAGCUCGAGUUGUUGUUUUCCACCCGGUUCAUGGCUCACAAAGAGGAAAAGAAGACAAGCAUGCACCUGAGUCGGAUCCAACAAGGGAAAGAUGAGUUAUUGAGGAGUUAUGUAAAGAGAUUCAACUUAGAAGCAGGGCAGAUCCCAGAUUUUCCCGAUAGGGUCGCAUUCGACAAUUUUAUCAGGGAAUUUAAGAAGGGUUCUUUCAAUUUUGAUCUGGUAAAGAAAAGUGUGCGGACCAUGGUUGAGGUGUUAGAUGAGGCCGAGGCCUUCAUCCUUGCAACUAAAAUUUGCAGUGUUCAGAAAGAACCUCGGGGAAGUGACACUGCUGAACCAGCGGAAAAGAAAGAGAAGUUUGAGAAAAAGAGCCGGCCUAAUGGGACGUGGGCUAUUGCAAAAGAGCCGGACAGAGUGUCAGCAACGGCUGGGCAGAAGAGGCCCAGAACUUAUGACCAAGAACGUUUUGAAUAUAACACGGAUCUAUACACCAUCCUAAUGGACGUAGGUUCCAAAUUUGAGAUUGAUCGUCCGUUCCCCAUGAAAUCCCCGCCGGAAAGCAGGGACCCCACACUGUAUUGCCAUUUUCAUAAUGACAUUGGGCAUGACACCAAGGAAUGCAAGAGCCUAAAAAGAGCACUGGACGGCCUUGCCGCCAAGGGAUUUUUAAAGAACUACACAAGCAAAAAAUACUGGAGGUUCGGGAAAGCAGUUUUAUAA